Messenger RNA from Neolamprologus brichardi, 1654 nucleotides. Its product is annotated as LIM domain only protein 7-like. NCBI's taxonomy places the organism in Eukaryota, Metazoa, Chordata, Actinopteri, Cichliformes, Cichlidae. The record is from RefSeq and is a predicted model, not a curated record. Gene Ontology annotation, biological process: regulation of signaling; regulation of cell adhesion.
AGCAUCCAGAUUUUUAUAAGCAAAUAUAACUGACUCCUGUUGGGGCUCUGUUUCUGACGAGCUCCUGUAAAAUAAUACUAAUGAUAAAAUGUAUCCUCAGGCGACGGGAGCAGCCCUAACAUGCUUUAUAAUGUAGUUUGCUUCCUUUGACCUUAGUGGAAAUAGGCUGUGUCAAUAUUAAUCUAUUUAUAUUACAGCCUAUUCAAGCCUAGACUUUUUCCUUUUUCUUUUUUCCUUUUUUUUAAUGUAGAAAGCAGCAUUGCUGUUUGAUUUCCUAACAGCGUGAUUGUAAAAUCCACAUUUGAUCAACUUCUGUUUGAAUCAAAUGUCACCACUGUGGCCGCUUGUUGUAUCUUUUCCUCCUUUUCUUGCUCUUUGAUCCAGUUCACACGCAUGCACUCACCACCUCUCUGUCCUUUUCUCUCCUUCUGCCUACUCUGCAGUCCUCAUGUUCAACCACACACUCCUCCACAGCUUCCCAAGUCCCCUCUCUUAGAGACCCCCCCACUGGUGUUUGCCCCUGUGGACCCCACCUCAGGUCCCAGACUGGUGAAAGGGGAGAAGUGGAUGCUCCUGGGGCGCCAAGACCCCCGGGAGCCCCCGGACCCCAUUGAUUAUGAAAGUAUUUGCCCAGACUUGGAGAAUGAUGACAUGUUUGCCAGGCGAACCCUUGCCUUCCAGUCCAACACAAACUUGGCUAAACUGAAGACUCUGCUGACUUGCAGACAUCGCCGCUGCACCUCUGAGCCGCAGCUCAACAUUGUCACCCAGAAACCCGUUCGUGGAGGCGCAGAGGAAACUGAGUUCCCAGACAUUGAGCAGGACGAUGUGGUGUUUCGUAGGGAGAAAACCCAGCAGGCACAGCAACAGCGACCACUCUCAGGAGCACCUGACAACUAUGCCCCGAUGCCCAUCCCAGAGCCUUGGGCACUGCCUCCUGACCUCAAGUCCAGACUCCUCUGCCCCCCAUGUCCCCUGACUCAUAAAGCAGCAAUACCGAACCUGAAUGAAGUUGAUAAGGAGGCCCGCCCUGAAACGGAUGACAUGCUAAUUCGAAAGUUCAGAAUCUGUUCUGAUCAGAGCCAGAGCUCUGCUUCAUCAGCCAGUCAGAAAACCCCUUCAGUGCCUUCUUCCUGUAGCAAAGAGGACCUGCAAAAAUGGCAGGCAAUCAGGGAAGCUAGUCAGUUAAGACAUAAGAAAAGGCUUUUGGUGGAAAGGCUAGCUGCUCUGAAGCUGUAAAGGAAAAAAAAGAUUGACGUAAGAGUGGCUGUAAACUUUUUUCCUGCAUGUUUGUCUUGUUGUUUCUGUGCCAUUUCAGACUUUCAGUAAUUUUUGUUUGAUACUGAAUUGUUCUGUUCUGGCUAAGAUUUGAUUUAAAGUCCUUCACAGUCAGCGAGGCGAGUUUUACACAGUUAAAUGCUUGUUUCUGAAAACUAUUUGCUGCCUUCUACGUUCACUUGAUCAGACAUGGGUAUUUCAAAGUAAGAGUGAAGAAAAUGUGGUGAAAUUAACCACAACAGCAGCUUAGAACUCGUUCUAAAUGUUUGUUGUUCCCUCAGAGUUGAGUGCUUGAUGUGGUCAAUUUUACUUCUCAAACUCAUGGCGUGUAAAGACUGAGACAUUACCUACACAAUAAACCAACCAAGAUUGUGUA